UCCAAAAGACGGAGCACUGUUCCACACGAGCACGCUUCAUUUCUCAGCUUCUUAAAAAAUUUAUCAUUUUUUAUAUAUAAAUAAAUACUUUCUUCUCUCCUACUUCCAUGGCUGUCUACUCUUCCACGCCCUUCGCUGCUCUCGUUCUCACCGGGCAAAGAGCCAGUGGUUCGCCGGACACUAGCUGACUGCCCCCUUACCCUUAUCGGCUUCAAGCUCACUGAACCCCAUCCGCCGCCACCUAUCCAGUGGGAGCUGGAGCUGGAGCUGGAGCUGAAGCUGUAAAGGUUCUAUUUUUGGGGUAAUAACGGUGGCGGCUCCGAUCCUCUGGUCUAAGAUGCGGCGGUGCUUGCAAUAGCGGUGAUGAUGAAAUCCCCUGCGACGGCUGCGGCGGCCGCGGCGGCCACAGCAACGGCGGCGGCGAAUCCUGGUGGCGAUGGUGGGGAGAGGAAGACGAUAAACCCGGAGUUGUGGCACGCCUGUGCGGGGCCGCUGGUGACGCUUCCGCCGGUGGGGAGUCUCGUGGCUUACUUCCCGCAGGGGCACAGCGAGCAGGUAGCAGCAUCUAUGCAAAAAGAUAUUGAUGCUCAUUUUCCAAAUUAUCCAAACCUGCCCUCCAAACUUAUUUGCCUUCUUCACAAUGUUACUCUACAUGCGGAUACAGAAACAGAUGAAGUUUAUGCACAAAUGACCCUUCAGCCAGUCAAUUCAUACGAUGAGAAAACACUGCUGACAACAGAUCUUGCAUUGAAAACAAGCAAACCACAAACAGAAUUUUUCUGUAAAACACUAACCGCUAGUGAUACCAGCACACAUGGAGGGUUUUCAGUGCCCCGUCGCGCUGCAGAGAAGAUAUUUCCUCCUCUUAACUACAUGCAGGACUUCUCAAUGCAGCCACCAGCUCAAGAACUGCAGGCAAGAGACUUGCAUGACAGUAUUUGGACCUUCAGACAUAUCUAUCGAGGUCAACCAAAAAGGCACUUGCUAACAACUGGUUGGAGCCUAUUUGUAAGUGGGAAGAGGCUCCUAGCUGGCGAUUCAGUCUUAUUUAUUAGGGAUGAGAAACAACAACUUCUUUUGGGAAUCAGAAGAGCUAACAGACAACCUACUAAUAUAUCUUCUUCGGUUUUAUCGAGUGAUAGCAUGCACAUCGGGAUUCUCGCAGCUGCAGCUCAUGCAGCAGCAAACAGCAGCCCUUUUACCAUAUUUUAUAAUCCCAGGGCUAGUCCAUCAGAAUUUGUUAUUCCUUUAGCCAAGUACAACAAAGCAGUUUAUGGUCAUCAGCUCUCUCUCGGGAUGCGUUUUCGAAUGAUGUUUGAAACUGAAGAAUCUGGAACAAGAAGGUACAUGGGUACAAUUACAGGUAUCAGCGAUCUUGAUCCUUUAAGGUGGAAAAACUCGCAGUGGCGCAACUUGCAGGUAGGAUGGGAUGAAUCUGCACCAGGGGAAAGGCGCAACAGGGUGUCUAUAUGGGAGAUUGAACCUGUGGCAGCCCCUUUCUUCAUAUGCCCCCCACCGUUUUUCAGGACAAAGCGUCCAAGACAACCAGGAAUGCCAGAUGAUGAGUCAUCGGAGAUGGAGACUCUAUUUAAAAGGGCAAUGCCCUGGCUUGGUGAGGAGAUUUGUAUAAAGGAUGCUCAGUCUCAAAAUACAGUAAUGCCUGGUUUGAGCUUAGCUCAGUGGAUGAGCAUGCAACAGAAUCCAUUGUUGGGCAACUCAGCUAUUCAGUCUGAUUAUUUGCGCUCUCUGACUAAUCCUAUUAUUCAGAAUCUUGGUGCUGCUGACAUUUCAAGGCAGUUGGGUUUGCAAGCUCAGCUUUUGCAGCAGAAUAAUAUGCAGUUCAAUUCUCCCAGGCUACCUCAACAAGCCCAACAGGUUGACACACUUCCAAAGAUACAAUCCCCACUGAAUCAAUUGAGUUCUGUUUCUCAGGCUCAGCAACCGAUGCAAGAUAUUUCUAUGCAGCAGAGGCAGCAAUUUAUCAAUCAAACAGUCUCCCUCAGCCAGACCCAGACUCCACAACAGCAGCAACCUUCAUUGUUGCAGAAUAAUCUCACUCAAUCCCAAAUUAUGGUACAAAAUCAAAUCCCCCAACAACAGUCACUGAUGCAGAAUCAACAUGUGAUGCAGGCCAACCUUGUAAAUAAUCAUUCCCAGCAGCAUCAACAGCUACUUCUGCAUCAGCAGCAGAUGCAGCAACAAAAUCAGCAACAGCAGCAGAUGCAACACCAAAAUCAGCAACAGCAGCAGUUGCAACACCAAAAUCAGCAACAGCAGCAACUGAUUCCGCAGAACCGAAUGCCCGUUCAGGCAUCUAAUCAAACAAAUCAGUUGCAUUUAUCUGAACAUCAGUUACAAUUGCAGUUGUUACAAAAGCUCCAGCAGCAGCAACAGCAACAGCUACAACAGCAAUCACUUUUGUCUCAAUCUUUGCUUCAACAAUCCCAACUACCACAAAUCCAAGAGCAGCAAAUAACACUUCUUGAAGCAUCACAGCAUCCAGCAUAUUCAAAUCCAUCUUCUCAGCAGCCACAGAGUAGCCCUCAGCAAUGUGGUAAAGUUGCAUCCAUGAAUGUAAGAUUGCCACAAUCCUCACAACUGCUGCAGCAAAAGCUUCAGCAGCAACAAACGCCUCUUGCUGAGCUGCCUAUGGGUGUACUUCCUGCUCCAUCAACCAAUGUUCUCUCAACGGCUAAUUUGUUGGCCGCUGGAGGAACUCAUACAGUCCUUACAGAUGAUGCUCCUUCUUGUUCCACAUCACCUUCCACAAAUAACAGUGCAAUACUUCCUCAGCCUGUUUUUAACAGGAUAUCUCACCACAACAUGGUUGCAACGGAGAAGGUUUCUCCAUCACCAGUGACAAUUUUAAAUCCCUGCUCUUUAGAAGCUCUGGCGGCAAGCACCAAAUUAGUUAAAGAUAUUCCAAAAUUAGAACAAAAUGUGAAGCCAUCUGUGCCAAUCCCAAAACUGCAAGGUCAGGGAGUUGCACCACAAGUUUAUUUGAACAACUCUGCUCAGAUGGACUAUUUGGAUUCCUCUUCUUCAGCAACUUCAGCUUGCCUUUCACAAAACGAUGGGUCUUUGCAGCAAACCCUCCCACUUUCUUCUUUCAAUCAACCUUCAUUGUUCAGAAGCACAUUAACAGAUAGUGAUGUCCAAGGAACUGAUCUGAGGAAUAAUACCCUUUUUGGAGUUAACAUAGAUGUCCCGCUAGGAGUACCUUUAACUAAUGAUACCUUGCUUGCAAAUAGUCUUGAUUCAGGAAAAUACCAAAACCAAUUAACGGGUAAUCCAAUUACCAACUAUACUACCUCAAAGGAUGCACAACAGGAGUUGUCAUCAUCAAUGGUUUCUCAGUCUUUUGGAGUUCCUGAUAUGGCUUUUAAUUCUAUCGAUUCAAGUUUAACUGAGAGCAGUCUCUUGAAUAGAAAUUCCUGGGGACCAACUACUCAGUUCCAACGAAUGCGCACUUUUACCAAGGUUUACAAGCGUGGUGCUGUGGGUAGAUCUCUUGAUAUAACCAGAUACUCUGGAUAUGAUGAACUGAAACGUGAUUUAGCAAGAAUGUUCAGCAUUGAAGGACAGUUGGAAGAACGGCAGAGGAUUGGAUGGAAGCUAGUUUAUGUUGAUCAUGAGAAUGAUGUUCUGCUUGUGGGAGAUGACCCUUGGGAGGAGUUUGUGAACUGUGUGAGGUACAUCAGGAUUCUCUCUCCCCAAGAAGUUCAACAGAUGAGUUUGGAUGGUGAUCUGGGUAAUGGCAUCCUACCACAUCAAGCUUGCAGUAGUUCUGAUGGUGGAAAUGCAUGGAGAGGUCAGUGUGACCAAAAUUCAGGGAAUCCUUCUACUGGAUCCUAUGAUCAUUUGGAAUGACACCCAUGGAGUUAAUUGGGCAAAAGUUUGUCCAUUACAUAAGCUUGUUUCACUGUUUUCCUUAUUUGUGAUUAUAGUUUUGAGAAUGACCAGAAGCUGGCAAUCCAGACCUCAUUCACCUUUGUAAAUUAGAAGAAGGUAAAGCAGGAAUUGAAGGAAGAAAAGCUUGUUCUUUUUUUAUCAAGAGCACAUAGACAUUGAAGAAGCUAAGGUCGAAAGCUCAGCCCCCAUUGAUGUUAUUGAUUCUCCUAUUUAAGAUGGAUUUGUUUUGGAUGUCUGCAAGCAGAAAGUCUUCAGUUUUUCCUGCUGUGCAUAUGUUAUUGUCAUUAGUCAAAAGUUGUUAAGGAUUGAGUUCCACUUGAAGAUAUAAAGACUUAAUUAGAGUAUGUUAUAUGCAGUGAUUGGUGCCUAAAUUUUAUGUAAAAGUUAGCAGCUUACAGAUUUCUAUUUUGAUUCCUGCUCACUGAUGAUGACAGUAUAUAACAGCAAUAAUUACAGCAA
Molecule: messenger RNA, 4371 nt
Organism: Dendrobium catenatum
Lineage: Eukaryota; Viridiplantae; Streptophyta; Magnoliopsida; Asparagales; Orchidaceae
Product: auxin response factor 19
Exons: 14
Coding region: 364-3870 (1168 amino acids)
Biological process (GO): regulation of DNA-templated transcription; response to hormone
Cellular component (GO): nucleus
Molecular function (GO): DNA binding; protein binding
Source: RefSeq, a predicted model, not a curated record